AUGGUCCUCCUCCCUCCACAUCCUUUAAAGGUGCCCCAGGGCCACGAGCCGCCACCUGCCACCUGCCACCACGCAGUGUCUUCCCGCCCUGGCUCUGACACUACUCUCCCUGGCCCUGCCCUCAGCUUGCCAGGACAGGCUGUGUGCCCAGAGCUCAGCUCCUCGGAGAAAGAUUCCUGCACUGCCUCCUGUGUCAACGAUGAGAGCUGUCCCCAGGGAACCAAGUGCUGCGCCAGGAGUCUCUGCAGCCAGUCCUGUGUGGUCCCCUUCAUGGCACCUGUCCUGAAGGCUGGCCGCUGCCCCUAGGUGCAGGCCCCAUACCCAAAGCUCUGCUUGGAGAGAAGUGAGUGCUCCAGGGACGACCAGUGUAGGGACAACCUGAAGUGCUGCUUCAGCUCGUGUGCCAUGAGCUGUAUGGUCCCCACCACGGGUGAGCAUCCUGGGACACCGCCCUGA
Messenger RNA from Dama dama (fallow deer), 456 nucleotides. RefSeq names its product whey acidic protein-like. NCBI's taxonomy places the organism in Eukaryota, Metazoa, Chordata, Mammalia, Artiodactyla, Cervidae. Gene Ontology annotation, molecular function: peptidase inhibitor activity. Gene Ontology annotation, cellular component: extracellular region. The record is from RefSeq and is a predicted model, not a curated record. Gene Ontology annotation, biological process: innate immune response; antibacterial humoral response.